CACAGCCAAUUCGAAUAAAUUUUUGGUUUUUCCGAAAUUUUUUUCUCAAACGUAGUAGUUUGUAGCUAACAAUAAAUCUGUUGUUCACUUCUGGUGCAGACAGCUGCAACAAUGCAGAAAUGCAUCAAACUACGCGCCUCUCACGCCAACUUUCACAUCAUGAAAGCUCCCAUCUUUCCCCAGCCUUACUCAACUUCAACAUCAAAGCCUUUAUUGAACGAGGCCAAUUCACAAAAGCCUUACAACUAUUCUCUGUUUCCCCACUUUCAGCCACCCAAUUCACUUUCCCCUCUCUUCUGAAAGCUUCCACUUUCCUCUCUAACCUUACCUAUGGCAAAACCCUUCAUUCCACAAUCAUCCUAUCGGGUCUCCAGUUUGACCCUUUUAUCACCACUUCACUUAUAAACAUGUAUGUGAAAUGUGGGUUAUUUUCUUAUGCAGUUAAUGUGUUUGAAAAAAUGGUUGAAAGAGAAGCUUUUGUUAAGGAUGUUACUUCUUGGAACUCUUUGCUUGAUGGGUAUUUUAAGUUUGGUCAAAUAAAGGAGGGUUUGGCUCAUUUUUAUAAGAUGCAGGCUUUUGGGUUACUUCCUGACGCUUACUCACUCUCUAUUCUUCUUGGUGUUUUGGGGUUUAAGGAAGGACAGCAAAUUCAUGGUUACAUAGUUAGGAAUAUGUUUAAGAGUGACCCUUUUUUGGAAACUGCAUUGAUUGAUAUGUAUUCGAAUCGUAGUCGAAUCAUGGAGGCUUGGUUUGUGUUUCAUCAUUUGAAAGAUAAGAGCAACGUGGUGGUUUGGAAUGUGAUGAUUGGUGGGUUUUUAGAGAAUGGAUGGUGGGAAUGGAGCAUAAAGUUGUAUUCUUUAAUGAAAGGUGAGAAUGUCAAGUUUGUAUCAGAGUCGUUUAGUAGUACCUUGAGUGCCUGUGGGUAUGGUGAUGUUGUGGAUUUUGGAAGGCAAGUUCAUUGUGAUUUAAUCAAAUUGGGAUUUGAAAAUAACCCUUUUGUUUAUACUUCUCUUUUAAGCAUGUAUGGAAAAUGCCAAUUUGUUGAAGAUGCAGAAAAUGUUUUCCAUCAGGUAUUGGAUAAAGGAAUUGAAUUAUGGAAUGCUAUGAUAUCGACUUUUGUUUGUAAUAAAUAUUCUUAUGCUGCUUUUGAAGUGUACAACAAGAUGAGAUGUAAUUUAAUAACCCCUGAUUCUUUUACGCUGUCUAAUGUUUUAUCAUGUGGCAGUAUGAUUGGAAUAUACAAUGUAGGGAGGUCAGUUCAUGCAGAACUAGUGAAAAGACCUAUAGACAGUAGUACUACUGUACAGAGUGCUUUAUUGACCAUGUACUGUAAGUCUGGCAGUGUUGAUGAUGCUAAUUCUGUUCUUCGCACAAUAAGGGAAAUGGAUGUGGUUGCUUGGGGAUCCAUGAUAUCAGGUUUUUGUCAAAAUAGUAAGUUCAGAGAAGCUUUAGAUUAUUUUGGAAGAAUGGAUGCUGAUGGAGUAAGACCAGAUUCUGAUAUUAUGUCAAGUGUCAUUAGCGCUUGUACGGGAUUGGAGAAUGUAGAUUCAGGGUGCAUGAUCCAUGGAUAUGUGAUCAAAAUUGGUUUGGACCGAGAUGUUUAUGUUGGUUCUUCCCUUGUUGAUAUGUAUUCAAAAUGUGGUUUCCCGGAUAUGGCCGAAAAUUUAUUCUCUGAUAUGCCACACAAAAAUCUUGUUACUUGGAAUUUGAUGAUGUCAUGCUAUUGCCGAAAUGGUCUGCCUGACCAGUCGAUAAAUCUUUUUUCUAAAAUAGUUCAGCAUGGUUUUUAUCCAGACUCUGUAUCCAUUACCAGUGUUCUUGCUGCAGUUUCGUCCAUAGCAGCUUUACUUAAUGGAAAGAUCAUCCAUGGAUAUCUUGUUAGACUAGAGAUUAAAUCUGAUAUUCAGUUGGAGAAUGCAUUGAUGGAUAUGUAUAUUAAGUGCGGAUUCUUAAAAUAUGCAGAGUAUAUAUUUCAACACAUGUCUCAGAAAGAUGUAGUUACAUGGAAUUGCAUGAUUUCUGGUUAUGGAUCUCAUGGGAAUUGCCUUCAAGCUUUGUCAUUAUUUGAUGAGAUGAAGAAUUGUGGAAUAAAACCUGAUGAUGUUACUUUUCUUUCCCUGAUUUCAUCUUGCAAUCAUGCUGGUCUGGUUGAUGAAGGCCACAAUAUAUUUCAGUGCAUGACAGUGGAGCAUGCGAUUGAACCUAAAAUGGAGCACUAUGUAAACAUUAUUGAUCUCUUGGGCCGUGCCGGACGUUUGGAGGAUGCUUAUAAUUUUAUAAAAACCAUGCCCAUGGAACCUGAUAGGAGUGUCUGGUUGAGUAUGUUAUGUGCCUCCCGUGCCCAUUCUAAUGUGGAGCUUGGGGAACUGGCAGCUCAGAACUUGCUGAAACUGGAACCAGACAGGGGCAGCAAUUAUGUUCAACUGUUACAUUUGUAUGGAGAAUCUGAAUUGUGGGACAAGGCUGCAAACAUACGAUCAACAAUGAAAGAAAAGGGAUUGAAGAAAAACCCUGGAUGUAGUUGGAUUGAACUGAGGAAUAAGGUUGAUGUUUUCUUCUCAAGGGAUUCAUCAUCCCUGAAAACAAUGGAGAUGUAUGAGAUACUACAUUGCCUUAGAAGGAACAUGGAGAAGGAAGGGAGUGAUUAUGAAAUUGAACUUGGAAGUGUAUAGGCAAAAGGUUCAUAUUAGACAUGAGAAAAUUUUCUUUACAUUUGUCUUAUUUGCAUCAAUAGCAACAAACUUAUCCUGAAGAUCACUAGACAAUAAAAUAAAUGUGGAGGGUCUGAAUGUUUUUAUGAUCAAAACUGAGAGAAGGAAAUGAUUACUUCGUUCUCUCCACUUUUUAUAUCAACAAUUUAAAGAAAAUGAUAGGGACCUUAAGAAUUUGAGCCAACUUGAAUCCAUUCCAUGGGACUAAAGAUUUCAAACCUGGAGAUUAAACUGAAGUAUGAAUUUGUUUUCAUAUUGAUCCUACGAUUCGUGUGUAUUUAU
Durio zibethinus is the source of this 2993-nucleotide messenger RNA. Its product is annotated as Tetratricopeptide repeat (TPR)-like superfamily protein. Lineage: Eukaryota; Viridiplantae; Streptophyta; Magnoliopsida; Malvales; Malvaceae. Gene Ontology annotation, molecular function: protein binding; RNA binding. The record is from RefSeq and is a predicted model, not a curated record. Gene Ontology annotation, biological process: RNA modification.